AUAGCAACGCACUAAGCUUGCGAUUUUUCCAAAAUUUUCUCCUGUACCAAUGGAGCCUCAAAAGAAGAAGUGGGAAAAGUAUAUCAGAAUGUAAAAGCAUGAGCUCUUAUUGGUGUCAUGGCCAAUAAAUUCCCUUCAUGCGAAGACCAGGGAGACGAGGACAACAAAGAUGUACCAAGUGAGGACGAGAGUGGAAUACUGUUCUAUGUGAACAAAGAUGGUUUUCCUAUUAGUAAGAAAACUUGGGAAAGAAUGUGGCGUCAUGUGGAGAAAAUACAUCCGAAGGGAGCACAAGUUGUGCAGAGUGUGAGAGAAAGUGAACACCUAGCAAAGGUUCCAUAUGUAGCUGUACCUGUGUUUACACCAGUCAUGUCAGUGGAGGAGAAGCUAGGAUUGAUUCAAAACUACCUACAGCAACUGCAAUAUAAUCAUACAGGGACUCAAUUUUUUGAGAUUAAGAAGUGGAGACCAUUGACAGGGUUGAUGGAUACAGCAAGGGAAAUUAUAAAAGAGUCCUUACCCAUUAAAUGCCUUGAAGCUGUUAUUGUAGGAUUGUAUUUUACAUGUGGUAUGACUGAGAUGCAGCGGUUUACCAUCAGUUUUAAGACACAGUUCAAUGGACGCUACUACAGGCAUGUGGUGCUUGGAGUACACUACAAUGGCAAAUUUGGGACAUUGGGAUUAAGCAGAAGAGAUGACCUCAUGUUCAAGCCCUUGAAAUUUAAAAGUCUCCUGGAUUUACUUGAUGACUUCACAAAGUCAUAUAACAAUUAUCUUCAUAAUGUAAAGAAAAUAAAACUGAGUCUUCCUGUAGUUCAUGAUAUUCACAGCUGUGAAAGAAUUCAGUGGAAGUACCUGACUUUGAGUCCACUGAAGACAAAGCAACCAGAAAUGAAGAGCAUCUUGGAUAGAUUCACCCGAGAAAUCAGAGUAUCGUUUCAUUCCUAUCAGAUCAGUUCUCCAAGGAAGCCUGACGCCUCCAGUACGCUGACUCAAACAGAGAAAGCAAAAGGUUCAACACAACUUUCACCGCGGAAGGACAGACACACGCCAUCCAGUCCUUCGCGAGCGUACCAUGUCAGAGUAUGACGUUAUGUUGAAGUGGCAUCUGUCAAUCAUUCCCACUUCAUACUGGCAUACCGCUGGUAACUUAUGACACAGCGUGGAACAGUCACAUGGCUCAACAGUAAAACCAACGACCACACUGAAGGAGAUUCCCGUACUUAGAAUACGUCGUAGAGCUGUUCCUAGGGGACUGGGCACGUUUUAAAAGUCGUUCAUACCUACAGAGUCAUCGAAGUCAGAAGGAUUAGGCGCCUUCGUCAGAGAGUGAAGUUUAUCACCUCGUUUUCUAACACAAGGAAACAUCUCUUUUUCUAGUCAACUCUUCAUUGAGGGCAAAUUACAGUUUUUCAUAUUAAAGUGUAUUAUAAAUAAACUCUCAAUAUACUGGAAAAAAUCGUU
Molecule: messenger RNA, 1464 nt
Organism: Pocillopora verrucosa
Lineage: Eukaryota; Metazoa; Cnidaria; Anthozoa; Scleractinia; Pocilloporidae
Product: tubulinyl-Tyr carboxypeptidase 2
Biological process (GO): regulation of angiogenesis
Cellular component (GO): cytoplasm
Source: RefSeq, a predicted model, not a curated record